Molecule: messenger RNA, 2298 nt
Organism: Tricharina praecox
Lineage: Eukaryota; Fungi; Ascomycota; Pezizomycetes; Pezizales; Pyronemataceae
Product: putative beta-glucosidase L
Exons: 4
Coding region: 1-2298 (765 amino acids)
Biological process (GO): glucan catabolic process
Molecular function (GO): beta-glucosidase activity
Source: RefSeq, a predicted model, not a curated record
AUGGUUGUGCUGUUGGCGACGCCGUUCGUAGCCGGCCAGCAUGCAGAUCUUCUCUCCCAGUUCUCGACCGCCAUCACACCUCGAACUUGGGACGAAGCCUAUGUGCUUGCCGCGCCGUUCGUAGCGCAGCUGUCGCUUACCGAAAAGAUCUCGCUCACCACCGGGACGGGAAUCGCGCUCGGGCCGUGCAGUGGGAACGUUGCGAACAUUCCGCGGCUAAAUUUCCGCUACCUGUGCCUCCAAGACGGGCCCGCCGGUCUCCGUGGCGUGGACCUGGUCACCCUGUUCCCCGCGGGGAUUACCACGGGCGCGACCUGGGACCGCGAGCUGCUAUACCUGCGCUCGCGGGCCAUGGGCGUCGAGAACCGGCUCAAGGGCGUGAACGUAGCGCUAGCCCCUGUCGGCGGAGCGAUCGGUCGGGCCCCUGCCGCGGGCCGCGGCUGGGAGUCGUUCGGAGCGGAUCCAUGGCUGAAUGGCGUUGCGAAUGCCGAGAGCGUCCGGGGAUUGCAGGAUGAGGGCGUCGUCGCUUGCGCGAAACAUUGGAUCGCGAACGAACAGGAGAAGUAUCGCUUGGUCAUCGAUAGUAUCGCCUACGGCCCGAUAUUUAAGAGCUUGGAUAGUCAGGUGUCGCAGCGUGCGCUAAGGGAGCUGUAUGAGUGGCCGUUCUUCGAUGCGGUGCAGGCUGGUGCUGGGAGUGUAAUGUGCUCCUACCAACGUGUCAACAGCGAGUACGCCUGCGAGUCGGCGACCAUGAUCGCGCAGCAUCUGAAAGGCAACUCGUCGACGGGCGGCCUCGGCUUCCGCGGCUUCGUCAUGACGGACUGGUUCGCGUCCGCGGCGCCGGACCUAGCCGCUACGGCGGGCGUGGACAUGGUGAUGCCCGGGGAUCUCGGGUUGACCGGAAUAGCAGCGGCGACGAAGCGCGCAUCGACCGGCUUCAACGGGACGAGGCUGGACGAGAUGGCAGUGCGCACCUUAGCGGCGUGGUUCAAGAUGCGCCAGGACGAGGGACGCCUCGGAAACAUCAGCUUCUCGUCGUGGAAUCCCGACUCCGAGUUUGGCGCUUGGGUAGAUAGGGCGUAUAUCGGUCAGAUCAACUUCCACGUCCCGGCGAAUCCGCCUCUGCAUGCGGCCAUCUCGCGCCGAAUCGCGGCCGAGGGCACGGUGUUGCUCAAGAACACCAAGGGCGCUCUGCCACUAGGUGCAGGAAUCAAGCGGGUGGGAAUAUUCGGAAAUGAUGCUGGACCGAUCACAAAGGACUGCGGCACGUUCACUAUUUGUGAGGAGGGCACUCUGGUUGUGGGUUGGGGCAGCGGUAGCGGCCUCAUUGAUCAUGUUGUUGAUCCCCUCUCGGCCAUCACCGAACACGUGUCCGCGCUCUCCGGAAGUGUCGACAGUGUCUUGGAUGACUACGAUUAUGCGGGUAUCCGCCAGAAGGCCCGGGACCAGGACGUGUGUCUGGCCUUCAUUAACUCGCGCAGCGGUGAGGGCACGAACAACGUUCAAGGCAACCAGGGCGACCGCAACAACAUCACAGCGUGGCGCGACGGUGACACGCUCGUGCGGACCGUUGCCGGCGAGUGUGCCAACACAAUCGUGGUGAUCCACAGCGUCGGCGCGAUAAUCAUGGAACCAUGGAUCGAGCAUCCCAACGUCACCGCGGUCGUUCUCGCAAACCUACCGGGGCAGGAGAGCGGUAACUCCCUCGUCGACGUCCUGUGGGGCGCCACGAACCCCAGCGGAAAACUACCGUAUACGAUCGCGAAGCAGGAAGCGGAUUACUGCUGCCGAGUGCAGUACGAAUGGACUGGGUUCUUUCCCGAGCAGAAGUUUGACGAAGCCCUCCUGAUCGACUACAAAUGGUUCGACGCUAAGAGGAUUGCACCCCGGUUCGAGUUCGGGUUCGGCCUGUCGUACACCAACUUCACAUAUGGCGGGACACUGGGUAUCAGCACGCCCAAAUCUUUGGCCGCGACCGGGUUCGUGGAUACCGUCUUCACGGUCACGACGCAGGUCACGAAUAGCGGGGAUGUCGCGGGGAAAGAAGUUGUGCAGCUGUAUCUAUCACUGCCGUCUGCUGCGCCGGCCGGUACACCUGUGCGGCAGCUUCGGGGAUUCGAAAAAGUUGCUCUGCAACCGAGAGAAACGAAACAGGUAUCGUUCAAGGUGACGAGGAGGGACCUGAGUUAUUGGGACGAGACUGCGAAGGGGUGGCUCGCGUUGAAGGGGGCAUAUGAGAUUUCUGUAGGCGCAAGUUCCAGAGAUUUGUUGGCUACGGCGAAUGUGGUGGUUUCGUGA